Messenger RNA from Rhagoletis pomonella (apple maggot), 2964 nucleotides. RefSeq lists its product as uncharacterized. The transcript is spliced from 4 exons. The record is from RefSeq and is a predicted model, not a curated record. The coding region runs from base 1448 to 2530 and encodes 360 amino acids. Lineage: Eukaryota; Metazoa; Arthropoda; Insecta; Diptera; Tephritidae.
GUUUGUUGUUUCACACACUGUUUUUCUUCAUAUCUACUAGACAUAGUCUAUUUAUAAGCAAGCGUCAGUGUUGCAUAUGUAUGUACAUACAUAUACUCGAACAGAGAUAGAGACAUGCAAAAUUUAUAAAACACAAAAAAAAAAAAACAAUCAACAAAUAAGGUAUAUUCAUGCAUUGCGCUUCGCAAACAUGCAAUCGCGUCAAUCGUGAAUUGUGCGCACAAGUGAAAAGAACUCAGUUCGUGGUAGAAUUUUGUGAAAAUUUGACAAUUAUUAUAAGUGAAAAUUUUUUGUAUGCGCCCGAGUUAGCCGUAGGAAAUUUUGCAGUGAUUUACAUAUCGUUAGCAAGUAAAUUUAGUGGCUUUCGCGUUGCAAAAGAAACGCACUUGAGAAAUGCGUUUGGCAGGAUUCGGUCGUCUGUCGUCGUCGUAGAUGUAAAAUCGAUAUUUUCGUGCUGUAUCUUACGGCGAAAGGUGCUCGGCAGCAGUGCUGUCGCUUGAGCGCCGCAGCGCGGUAGCAACGUAACCGGCAGCGGCAACGUCAACAGCAGCGCAGCAAAGUCUACAGCAACGAAAAUAAUAAUAAAAUAAUAUAAGCAGCAACGCGUUUAACGGUAAAAUAGUGAGCAAUACGUUUACGAAAGCUGCGGAAUGACAACUAAGUGCGCGUCGCUGUCUGCGCUUUGCUAGCGCUCGAGCUUUUGCUAGCUGCAUAUCGACAGGCGCUGCCGCUGAUGAUAAUUAUAUUGUUGAUGAGAAUAGCUACGUCUAUGAUUAUGACUAUGCCUAUGAUUACUACGAUGGCGAUAACGUUGACGAACGCGAUGUCAUUCCCAACUGCCUGCUCGUUGGCGUAUCCGUGUCUCGUCGAUUUGUGCCGCUCGGCUACAAUCACUACCAACACAACCAGUAGCGCUACUACUAAUACUACUACUACUACCGUGAAACAUACAUGCGAGUCAGCUCUUUUAUGGAUGUUGUUGCACUUGUUGUUGUUACCGUCUGCAGCCUUAAAAUAUGCCGUAAAAAAUGUAAACGUGACUCGUGCAGCGUUGGCGGCGACGUCGUCGUUAUCGUCGUCUCUGUCAUCGUUGUUAGCAUUGGCUGCGGCGUUUUAAAGGAAGUGCUUUCUAGAAAGGCCAGUCUGUUCGCAAGCCAGUUAGUUAGUGGUGAGACAAAGAAGCGAGCGCCUAAAAAGAAGGAGUUAAACAAGACAGCCAGACAGCUAGGCAGUCUUUGAAGCAACUCAACUGGACCCAGUCACAGCACCGAGUGAGACAGGAAACGCGACCUCAAAGGCGUCGUACAUACUAAAGCAGCAACGUUAGUCAGCUUCUUGGCAGCGUUUUUUUUUUUUUUAGUUUUAAAAGAAUGAAACGCUCUGCAUAUUUGUGAAGUUAGUCGCAUUUAAGAAAAACUGUGUUUAAGCUGUGCUAAAUAUAAUAAUAAUGAUAAAGUUUGUUAGGCAAAAGAAUCGCGAACAAACAGUUAAAGCAUCAAGCAAGAGUUUCUUUAAGAAAAAGGGCGAGUCGAAUGAUUCCGGUACCGAAUCUGAUGGUGACGUCCUAGAUGUUGACAAGCAUCGCCCCUUAGACUUGGACAUGGAAACCAGCUUAAGCUCGUGCGCCGAUGUGAAUUCGCCAACCACAGACACCGCCUGCUCCUCGUCAGCGUCCUCUGCGAUGAUGUGUCAAUCCCACCUUUUAUACGAUCAACACAGCUCCGAGGAGGAAUUGGAAGUGAUCAAUGGACCAUCAUCGGUUGCAGCCGCUGAGGCGGCGUCCAAUGUAUUGGGGGUGCGGGGCACCGCCUCAUCACUCAUAUCGGAGCGUGGCUCAUCGUCGUUGGAGCCCGAAGAACUAUUCGGCGAAGCAUCGACAUCGAAACGUUCCAGCUCAACAUUAGUUGAGAAUCGUAAAAGAUCUCUGGCCCACAGCUCCGAUGAUGACCUGAGGAACUUCUUGGAACCGGUGUUGACCCCAGUGAAUUUUCGCACAUCGCCACCAUUGGAAGCUUUCAAGCCAAACCGCAGCCACAAAUAUCGCUCCACAACGCCACUGAUAUUAUCGGAGGCGCGCUGUGGCAUCGAAAAUAUUAAAUUAUGUGAUAAUAGUGUUAAUGACGAAAAUGGUGAGGCUGCUGGCGCUGCGUCGUGUGCGUCGUCGUCGUUGGGCGCAGCAAGUGGUGGCAACGGUAGCGGUGGUGGUGGCGGCGCCUGCGGUGGUAACGCCAGUUCAACGAGUGUGAUUAAGGCGUGCGCCUCAUCGCUCAAAAUGAGCAAUAGCAGCCAUCAUAUCUAUCAGCCGCAACCGAAAUAUAAUUUCCACUAUAAUAGUUCGCGCAGCAGUCCAGCAUCAACGACCGCUCUCGAUGCGAUGGAGGUGCGCUCGGUUAGUCCACCGGCGAAACUCUUCCAUUCGGCUAGAUCACCACACCGCCGACCGAUACGCACACAACACGCCACACAGAGGCUACAGCGACCACAUCGGCCGUGCUUAGACUUCGACAAAAUGCAGCAAGUAAGUCUCUAAUGCAGCGCCAAAUCAAAGACUUUUUACUUCUCACUAAUUACCAGUAAAUGUACCUAAAAGCUCGCAUUACCCAAAACGAAUACAGUAUGAUGAUGCUGAUUGAUGAGGAUAAAUGAUAUCUAAGAAAGAUGAUGAUCAUGAUGAUGAUGAUGAUGAUGAUGAUGUUUAUGUUGAGGGAAGCAUAAUGAGUUAAAGAGGUGAUAAUGAUGAAGCUGAAGAUGAUAAUGAUAAUUAUGUUUAUGGACAGUAAUGUUGAUAAUCGGUUUUGUAUAGCAAAAAAGUGUAAUGAAGAAAAAUUUAUGCAAAAUUUGUAUCUUUUAUGCUAAGAAAGAAGAGCAAAGUGUCAGCAGAUAUGGCUAUCAAUAAGAUGUAGACUUUUUUUAAAACAGAACAUGGCGCCAUAUAAUUAACAGCGAAAAAUAAGAAGAAAAAAA